AUGGCCCCUAUUAGAAAUGCUGCUGUCAUCUUUGCUGAAGUUCCUACCGGUUUUCCAGAGCCUGGCAAGCAUAUCAAAUAUGUCGUAGAUCGAAUAAUAGACAUCGACACAGUCGAUACACAAGGAGGCAUCAUUACGAAGAAUCUCGUCGUAUCUAUUGAUCCGUACAUGCGAGGUCGAAUGCGUGCACCCGAAAAGAAAAGUUAUUCACCUCCGUUCGAACUUAACAAGCCGCUGGUCAAUUUUAUUGUUGGUAAAGUUGUUAAAUCUGAACAUGCAAAUUACAAGGUCGAUCAACUUGUCUAUGGAUUUGGAGGCUACGAAGAAUAUACAAUUCAUUCGAAGGCUCAAGCCGAUGUGCUUCGUAUUUUGACUGACGAUGAACUCAAACUUGGUCUUCCUCUGACAACAUGGGUCGGAGCUGCUGGAAUGUCUGGGCAAACAGCAUUCUAUGGUCUCUAUCACAUCGGUGAACCAAAGAAAGGAGAUACGAUCUUUAUCACUGGAGCUUCGGGAGCAGUCGGUCAAAUUGUUGGUCAACUCGCUAAACGUGAAGGCUUGACAGUAAUCGGAUCAGCUGGUUCUGAUGACAAAGUAAAUUGGCUCAAAGACGAAUUGUCUUUUGAUCAUGCAUUUAACUACAAGACAGCCAAUGCAAAAGCUGAACUUGCCAAAUUCAAAGCACUUAACAUCUACUUCGACAAUGUUGGUGGUGAUCAACUCGAAGCAGCUCUUGAUGCAGCUGAUAAUUAUGCUCGAUUCAUUGAAUGUGGAAUGAUUUCACAAUACAAUGAACAGGAUGCUCAUGGUAUUCGAAAUCUUACACAAAUUGUUGGCAAACGACUCAAACUUCAAGGCUUUAUUAUUUUUGACAAAGCACGUGAUCCAACGUUUAUGAACGAUUUCUACUCGAAAAUUCCUCAAUGGAUUGCCAAUGGAGAGCUUAAGAUCAAAGAAGAUAUAACAAAAGGAUUGGAACGUGCUGCUGAAGCACUUAUCGACAUUUUUCAUGGCAAGAACUUUGGAAAAGCCGUCAUUCAAAUUGCUGAAUUAUAA
Messenger RNA from Rotaria socialis, 1056 nucleotides. Lineage: Eukaryota; Metazoa; Rotifera; Eurotatoria; Philodinida; Philodinidae. The record is from the annotation of a GenBank genome assembly.